AUGUUCAGGGAUGUGGCUGUAGACUUCUCACAGGAGGAGUGGGAAUUUCUGGACUUGAAGCAGAGGAACUUGUACAGAGAUGUGAUGUUGGAGAACUACAGCCACUUGGUUUCAUUGGGACUCUCUCUUCCUAAACCAACUUUGAUUUCCUUUUUGGAACAAGAUAAUGAGCCUUGGAUUGUUGAGAAAGAGUCACCAAAAAGCCUAUACCCAGAUGUGAAAUCCCAAUGUGCAACAAAGGAGUUAUCAUCAAGGGAUGACAAUUAUGAAAUGAAGUUAUCUCAAAGGAAGAAAAUGGAAAGACUUACAAGCUAUGACUUUGGAUGUUCCAUUUUUCAAGAUGAUUGGAAGUAUAAUCAUCAUUUUCAGACAGAACAGAGAAAUCAAGAAGAAUAUCUUAAAGUUGUGACAAUCACCCAUGAAAAUAUGCAAAGUCUCAGUCAACAAAUAUCCUAUAGUCUACAUCAGAUAUAUCAUACUAGGCAAAAACCCUAUGAAUGCAGAGAACGUGGGAAAGUCUUCAAUUACCACUCACUGCUAAUUCACCAUGGGAGAAAUCACACCAAAGAAAAAUGCUAUGAAUGUAAGGAUUGUGGAAAGGCUUUUAGCAGUUGCUCAAAACUUACUGGACAUCAGAGAAUUCAUAAUGGAGAAAAACUCUAUGAAUGUAAUGAGUGUGGGAAAAUAAUUCAUACUGGAGAGAAACCCUAUGAAUGCAAAGAAUGUAGAAAAGCUUUCAGUUACCACUCAUCCCUCAUUCGACAUGAAAAAACACAUACUAAAGAAAAACACUAUGAAUGUAAAGAAUGUGGGAAGGCUUUUAGCAACAGCUCAAUUCUUAAGGGACAUCAGAGAGUUCACAGUGGAAAAAGACCCUAUGAAUGUGGGGAAUGUGGGAAAGCCUUCCAUCACCACUCAAUCCUUAUUCAACAUCAGAGAAUUCACACUGGAGAAAGACCCUAUGAAUGUAACAAUUGUAAUAAAGCUUUUCGUUAUCAUUCAAAUCUUAUCGGACAUCAAAAAAUUCAUUCCAGAGCAAAACUCUUUGAGUGUAAGGAAUGGAAUGUAGACAGUCCUUUAGUCAUAACAGAGAACUUUCACACCAUUAAUGAAUUCAUACUGGUGAAAAACUUUAUGAAUGUAAGGAAUGUGGCAAAUCUUUUGGUCAAGGAGCACAACUUAUUCAUAAUCAGAUAA
Messenger RNA from Neomonachus schauinslandi (Hawaiian monk seal), 1197 nucleotides. RefSeq names its product zinc finger protein 566-like. Lineage: Eukaryota; Metazoa; Chordata; Mammalia; Carnivora; Phocidae. Gene Ontology annotation, biological process: negative regulation of transcription by RNA polymerase II. The transcript is spliced from 4 exons. The record is from RefSeq and is a predicted model, not a curated record. Gene Ontology annotation, molecular function: DNA-binding transcription repressor activity, RNA polymerase II-specific. Bases 1 to 1197 code for a protein of 398 amino acids.